This is a messenger RNA of Paralichthys olivaceus (Japanese flounder), 3245 nucleotides long. NCBI's taxonomy places the organism in Eukaryota, Metazoa, Chordata, Actinopteri, Pleuronectiformes, Paralichthyidae. The record is from RefSeq and is a predicted model, not a curated record.
GUGGGUAGAGAAGCCGUCUUUCGGCAAGUCUCUGGAGGAACACCUGAACAUUAGUGGUAGAGAGAUUGCCUUCCCCAUCGAAGCCUGUGUCACCAUGUUGCUGGAGUGUGGCAUGCAAGAGGAGGGCCUCUUCAGAGUGGCUCCAUCAGCCUCCAAGCUGAAGAAGCUGAAAGCCUCGCUGGACUGUGGAGUUCUGGAUGUGCAGGAGUACUCCUCUGACCCACACGCCAUCGCAGGGGCUCUGAAAUCAUACCUCCGUGAGCUCCCCGAGCCGCUGAUGACCACUGAACUUUAUGAUGAAUGGAUUCAGGCGUCCAACAUUCAAGAUAUGGACAAGAGGCUCCAAGCUUUAAUGGCAGCGUGCGAGAAACUCCCCACAGACAACUUAAACAAUUUCAGAUAUCUAGUCAAAUUCUUAGCCAAGCUGAGUGAGUAUCAAGAUGCGAACAAGAUGACUCCCGGUAACAUGGCGAUCGUCCUCGGUCCUAACUUGCUGUGGACACACACUGAACCAAACAUUACGGAGAUGAUGACCACCGUGUCCCUGCAGAUUGUUGGCAUCAUUGAGCCCAUUAUCCAGCAUGCUGACUGGUUCUUCCCUGGAGAGAUUGAAUUCAACCUGACCGGCUGCUAUGGCAGCCCGAUCCACACCAACCACAACUCCAACUACAGCUCCAUGCCCUCACCGGACAUGGACCAGUCUGAGCGCAAGCAGCAGCACGACCAGAGCCGACGCCCACUGAGCGUUGCCACCGACAACAUGAUGCUGGAAUUUUACAAGAAGGAUGGCAUUAGGAAGAUACAAAGUAUGGGUGUCCGGGUCAUGGAUACCUCCUGGGUGUCGCGUAAGGGUUCAUCCACACUGACCCGCAAGACCUCCUCCACGCCUCCAGGCAUGCAAGGGCCCGGCUCCCCCGCGGACACACUCAUCCCCGAGCAGCCCGGCGAGCUCACCACCUCGCCGUCUGCGACACCGCCACCUGCAGAAAGGUUCUGCUCAGACAACGUGUCGCCCAAUCGGCCGGACACCUCUCAUGCCCAUCCACCCCCAGGGGAGGACCGGCCGCCCCCCCCUUACCCGACCUCCUCGUGCCACUCUCUCCCCCACCACUUCUAUCCCAAACCCCCACCCUGCGCUCGCCCCGUGGCACCGGGUCCAGAGUCCCAGCCCCCGGCCUCACCCCCGCCCCCGAUGCGCUGGUCUGGCUUCACUCCCCCCGCCCCGCCCCCCUCCUCCUCCUCUUCCUCCUCCUCCUCGUCACUUGACAUCAAUUCGAACCCCAAACCAAGCUGCCUGCACUUCCCCAAGCACAGUCCGCCUGGCGACAUGUCGCAUGCACCCCCGCCAGAUGCUAAUGCCUCACCACUCUACAUCAAAACCCCCUUGGUACUAACCCGCCACGACCAGUCCUUUGGCAAUCCCCCUAGCCUCCCUUCGUCCGCACCCCCACCCCCGCCGUGGGCUGCCUGUCCAUGUGCCCGAGAGAGAGGACCCCCCAGGCUGACUAGUUCAUUGAAGAGUAAAGAGCUCUCCCCUGUAAUUGGACACAAAGCCAUCCAGGUGGCAGGUCCAACAGUCCCUCCCAGCAGCAGCCCGCAGAGCAGCAGCCAGUCCCCCCACUCCACGGAGCACAGUCCCCACACCCUGCACAAAGGUUCCAAGAAGUUGGCCCCUGUCCCUCCCAAGGUCCCUUAUGGCCAGUCUGGCGGGAUGUCCGACCAGUCCACAGGUCAGCCGUCACCGGUCAGCCUGUCUCCCACACCACCUAGCACCCCUUCCCCUUAUGGACUGGCCUGCCCUGCAGGGCUAGUGCCCCCAUCCUCACCUGGGCAGACCCCAUUGGGGGCGCCCCACUCCCUCUCCUCCCCUCCCUCCCUGACUGGAACGCUCACCAAGUCUCGGCCCACCCCUAAGCCCAGGCAGAGACCUAGCCUGCCCCCUCCUCAGCCGCCCACAGUCCCUCCUGGGCUCACUGGCCUGGCCAUGGCCCCAGUUCCCCAGCCCCUGGAGCAGGGCCUCCUGGAUGGACUGUCUCCUGGGGAGAGCAUGUCUACAGAUAUCUUCAGUUAUGAAAUCCCCUCCAUCAAUGUCAAUCUGGACAGCCUCAUCGAUGAGUUCAGCGGUGCCCCCUGCAGGAGGUCCCUGGCAGUGACAGACUCUCCAGAGGGAGAUGCUGUGCCUGAGGAGGAGCCCCAGAGCACCACUCUAUGACCUAUGACCCCAAGGCAUCACAGCUUACCAGCACCCCUGUGGCUGUACAUUCUCUUAGCUGCCGCCGCCAAGGCCUGAUGGAAACACCAAUUGGCCUCACCAAUGCCCACCUGAAACCAGAACUCAGACCCUCCCUCACAUCUGCUACAGGCUGCAAAGAAACACAUCUUUCACAACUGCUCGCUAGAACAUAAAUGUGACAACAAAAAAAACACCAAAAUGCCAUAGUGGAGGAACAGUUGCCUUUAGGAGGAAAGACUGGAAUAUAAAUGAGUAUUACACUGAAAGUUUUUUUCAGUUUCUUUUUUGUUUUGCCUUGCUUUGUUUGUCUUUGUUGUUUGAUGCAGUGGUCUGCAUUUUCUGUGCAUUUGUUCAAUUUCUUUCUUUUUUGCCUUAGAACAUGCAAUCAAAUUGCAAUAUGAUAUUCACAAGUUGUGCAACUUUUCGGUUAGGGAAACUCAGAGCCUGACGUGGUUAGGAGCAUUGCCCAUCCUCAGGGUGAAACAGAGAGACGGAGCGAGAGAGUAAUCUGCUUUUAUUGCUGACAGGGUAUUCAAGCUUUGUGCACAUUUUAGGAACAUGCUGAGCCCGGCAGGUUUCGCAUGAAAGAUGAAACAUUUGAUUCUUAUUGUCGCACCAGGUUUUGAUUCCCCCCCCCCCUCCUCUAUCACUUUCAUUCACUUUAAACCAGCACAGUAUGAGAAGAAUGUGAUUGUAAAUUCAAGUUUCAUCUUUUAUUCAGUUAAGAAAAAAAAAGCACCGAUAUGUUUGCAUGAAAAGCCGAUACGAUAGAACUGCUUCAGUAUGCAGAGCCUCGGAACGGCAGUGUUUUUAUUUUGCGUGAAUGUUUUUGCUGUUGUCGUCCUUGGAGAUGCUACUUUAGAUCAAUCACGUGCUGUAUCAGUUUGAUGGUUAUGGGUGGAUGGACUACACUGCCUUUAGGUUCAUAUGAUUCUCUCUCUUAACCUAGUUUCAAGUGCUUCAGGUUCAGUGACCUUUGACCCCUUGUGUAAAUACAAAGACUGUACAUAAA